Messenger RNA from Rhopilema esculentum, 2669 nucleotides. RefSeq lists its product as uncharacterized. The record is from RefSeq and is a predicted model, not a curated record. NCBI's taxonomy places the organism in Eukaryota, Metazoa, Cnidaria, Scyphozoa, Rhizostomeae, Rhizostomatidae.
AAUGAUGUAGCAUUUAAGAUUUCAGCAAAGCAACAGUGAAAGAACAAACCAGUAACCCAGACUUUCAAGAAUGCACAUUUUUCAAAACAGAUGAAUGUUUCAUUCUGAUAUUCAUGCCAGGUGUGGGAUAUUCAAGAGAUUUUCAUAAAUGCAGCUUUGAGAACUCGCUUGCUUCGUUGUUCGUUAAUAUAACAGAAACAUCGAUUUCAAGGACACAACACACGUGAUGAAACAAUGGGCAAAGAAUCUUGGGAAUGCUACAGUGGAUUACGAUAGCCACUUGACUGACAGACCGUUAGCGAUAUGGGCACGUCUGUGUACAAAGAGGUCUUUUUACGGGCUUUCGAAAGAUUAAAUCGCUGCUGAUAAGGAAAGUUGUUGCUACAGUUAAUACUGGAUGUGGGAUUAUUGUGUGCAAGACUGUCAGCCUGAAGUACAAGCGAGAGGGAAUCGCCAAUACUCUCGGUGUGGAAAUAGUCUGUACUCGGCAUCUCUACCUUUGAUGCACAUCCAACCAAGUGGAUGAUAAAGAUGAAAUGCACUGUCAAUGUUAGAUGCGAACCAGCUAUACCAAGACAGUCAGAGAUGAAUUUUAGCGUCGAUGAAUGGAGGAAAUUAAAAGUUAAGAAAGACCAAACAGAACACUGCUCGAUUUCUAGUGAUACGCGUGGUCCUGCUCACAAAAUGAAAGAUACAGGGAUUAUAACUGAAAGGGGAGUUUCUACCACUUGUUAUGCAAGAAUGAAUAACGCAUUGAAAACAUUGAAAAACGAAAUGGUGCAGCUAGCAUAUUUGAAUGUACAGCUAAUGGAAAAGAUGAUGGAAGUACAGAAUCAAAUUGAAGCAAUCAAACAGAAUCGUAUGGACUUGAUGUUGGAAGAGUACAAAUCAGAACUCUUUGAAAAACAGGUUGAAGGUUUAAUAGCUCGAGCAUCAAGCAGUGAUCUUACUUCGUGUCCUUUGUCACUGAAAGACGAAAACGACAAUAUUAUAGGUAGCAAUGAGUCAACAUUUACAGAUGGAUCAGUGUUCGUUGAAAAGAAUAACAUUGGGCGUGGUCGAAAAUCUACAAUUGACAGUUUAUCAUCGUUACCUAGCUUGUCUUCAAUUCAAAGCGAUUUAUCGUAUAUUAUGAGUGAAAAUGACAUUGAUGACGAGUACCUUAGAAAUAAACAGGACACGAGGUCUUCGGAUAGUGGCAUUGACGUUCGGACUGAAACUUUGGAGCUUGAUUGCUUUCUUGCAGCGACCACAUCAACACUUUGAUUGGGGAUAUAGUAACUAAAUUCUAGAAGAGUUACCAGGCAUAGGUCUAAGUGGAGGAUCGCUGUCCUUGGGAGUCCUGUCAGUGUCAGCUACUGAUAGAUAGAAUGGAGGCAGUGUCAGCUACCAAGCAUAUCUUUAUUUUCGAUGGAGAUUUAAAUUCUCGAGACAAGGUAAUAGAUAUGUCAGAUCAGAUAAAAUCUCCAAUCUACCGACUUCUACUAUCAAGCACAUUCAUGGACAGUUUUUAAGUAGUAUAGCAAACAGGUUUUAUAGCUGUAUGUAAAUAUAUUUUUAGGCGACAAAAUUUCAUGACCUAAAAUUCGAAAUGGCUUUAAUUAUGUUUUAGAUGAGAAAUUUUAGAUAUUUCCAGUUAUCAGGCUCAAAUAAUUACAAGUAUUUUAGAAAGUUCAUCCUGACCUUGAAAAGAGCUAUUAUGAUUUGUUGCUUAUAAAACUGGUUUUUAUAAUUUAAAACGUGUGUAUGCCAUAACUGAAUUCCAGUGAAGUUUAGGGUAUGCAAAUCUCUCUAAUCUCUUCGCGUCCAUGCACAUGGAGAUAAAAGCUUUUUUGUAUCACCCAACUCAGUGCUAAGCUAUUACUGGGUCAAGUUUCUAUAAUCUUUUGUGGACAAGCAACUGUCAUAAAAUCCGGAUUUAACGUCGAAAAUAUACUUUACUUAUAAAGUAGCCUCUGUUUCAUUCGUGUACCUCAAUCCCAUGUAAAAUUCAAAAAUCAAAUCGUUCGCUACCUACCCCAUUCAGAUAGUAAUUAGCAGCAUACACCCAGUUAGCGCAUAUUAUGCAUUGAAACACUUUUUAGAAAUAAUGCAAUUAUAUUAUAAGGAGUCAUAAAAAAUUGUCCUAUAGUUAAAAACAAUUGAUGCGAUGCUUGGAAAGUGCUAUACUGCAACUUUAACCCUACUUUGUGGCAAAUCGCUAAACCUCCUUUCUGUAGAAUUGCAUAGUUCAUAUCUUCUUGUUCGUAUAACUUGGCCUAUUAUCUACCCUUCUCUGACUUUAGCUUUACUUUUAAUGCUAAGGAAUUGGAAAUAGAUGUAUCAAAAGUCGAUAUCCAUUAAGCUCACUUUAAAUUGAAUUGAAGCAAUUUUACUUCUUAUUGCCUCCAAAUAUAUUUUGAUUAAGGAUUUUACCUAAGACUUGAUUUUACUUUGUUUGGGUGCUUUUUGCAGACACAUUGUCGAAACAUCUGAAAACCUGUCGUCAAACAAGCCUGAACAAAGAUAUUUUCAAGGAUAAACCAAGGGUAAAUCGAAAGAAGAUAAAUUUAAACUUAAAUAGAAAGCAAAAAAAUUAAGUUACUGAAAUAAAAAGAAGUUAAGUAUCAAGAGCUAAGAAGAAAACCCAUUAACCUGAAGAACUAAAACUCUUAUCUUGAGUAAAAUUU